Rattus norvegicus (Norway rat) is the source of this 2560-nucleotide messenger RNA. RefSeq names its product uridine phosphorylase 2 (gene Upp2). The record is from RefSeq and is a predicted model, not a curated record. NCBI's taxonomy places the organism in Eukaryota, Metazoa, Chordata, Mammalia, Rodentia, Muridae. Gene Ontology annotation, biological process: dUMP catabolic process; xenobiotic catabolic process; dTMP catabolic process. Gene Ontology annotation, molecular function: identical protein binding; uridine phosphorylase activity; pyrimidine-nucleoside phosphorylase activity. Gene Ontology annotation, cellular component: type III intermediate filament; cytoplasm; cytosol.
ACAAAGAAACCUCUCUGAGGUCCUGACUUUGGAUGUUCACACAAAGAACAACAAAAACAGAUUGUCAAGAGGUGGGGCAGAAGAGGAAAACGAAACAUUGGAGAACUGGAAGUUCUCUCGAGCACUGGGCACAUUUUUGAUGAGGUGAGCACAGAGACUGAAAGUGGAAUUGCAUCCGUGUACAGUUGUCUCAAAGCAAAUAAGUCUGGGUGUCACACCAGCCUGAUGCUGGGACCAAGGUCACGUGCCACGGACGGGUGCUGGGAUCAAAGUUAACAAGCUAACAAACCUGCUCAAAGAGAAAGGAUACCACACCUUCCAAGGGAGCCUAACUCCCUGGGGGAUGAUUCUCUGAGAGCAGGGCUGAGUAUAAAAGGCUAUCCAGGGAUGGUGUUUUGACUUUGUCAGAGGGGUUCAAAAUACUCACGGAAGAUUUUAGAGAAAAUUUCAGGAGGAAACCUCAGUUUGAAGGGGAGGUGGUAUUCUGACUUGAGGCUGCAUCACUGUGAUUAGCUCUGUAAUUUAACAGCAGGCUUUCACACUGCUUUUUCCUGCUAUCUGCCCAGUGCAGAGUAUGGCUUCCAUUUUGCCUGCUUCUAAUAGAACCAUGAGACCUGACAAGAAUCCGUAUGAGAGUUUGUCUGCGUUGGUGGGAGCUCGAACAGAAUGAAAGCGUUUGCACUGUUUAUGCACAAGGAACUCGGGUUGGAGGGAGAUGGAGACGACAUCGAGGACAUCUGUGCGGGGACAGACAGAUACUGCAUGUUCAAAACAGGCCCUGUGCUCUCCCUCAGUCACGGGAUGGGCAUCCCCUCCAUUUCCAUUAUGCUCCACGAACUCAUCAAAUUACUCCACCAUGCACGCUGCUGCGAUGUUACCAUCAUCAGAAUUGGAACAUCGGGGGGAAUUGGGAUUGCUCCGGGGUCUGUUGUAAUAACAGAUACAGCUGUAGACUCCUUCUUCAAGCCUCGGUUUGAACAGGUCAUCUUGGAUAACGUGGUCACCCGAAGCACCGAGCUUGACAAAGAACUGGCUACUGAUUUGUUCAACUGUAGCAGAGAGAUCCCCAACUUUCUAACCCUCAUCGGACACACGAUGUGUACCUAUGACUUUUACGAAGGCCGCUUAGAUGGAGCGCUAUGUUGUUUCUCGAGAGAGAAAAAGCUGGACUAUUUGAAGAGAGCGUACAAAGCUGGAGUCAGGAACAUUGAAAUGGAAUCGACGGUGUUCGCCGCCAUGUGUGGACUAUGUGGCUUGAGAGCUGCUGUGGUCUGUGUGACACUUCUCGACAGACUCGAGAGUGACCAAAUCAAUCUGUCCCAUGAUGUCCUGGUGGAGUACCAGCAACGGCCACAACUCCUAAUCUCAAAUUUCAUCAAAAAACAGCUUGGACUUUGUGACCAGAUGUCAUAGCUCCGAAUCCCGCCCCUCUCCUGAGAGUUGGUACAUGGAUCUGCAACGAUGAUGCCAUGUGUUGUUUAUAAUAUUUUUAUGUAAUUCUCAUCCUUGGGCUAAAAAAAAUCAUAAAAGAUUUUAUGAAAUCUUUUAUCUUGAAGUUCAAUUUAUUGCAAGAGAAUUUAAUACCCAUGUGAAAUUAAGUUCAAAUUCCAUUUUAGAACGAGUUAACUAAAGCAGUCUAAUAAUUAAUAUUUUAAACUCAUGAAAUGUGACAUUUGGAGUUUCACAUGUAGCAUUAAUUAAGCUUAUAUCAAAAUAGAUCAGCCAUUUGUAGAUGCUUACCAGUUGCUUGCUGAAGCAGAUCCAGCAGUGUAUGCUAGGAUGUUGUCAGCACUUCUAGGUGUUGGACAAGUGACAAAAUUUGAUCAUGCACAUUCAAAAUAUUUACAAAAAUGUGUCAGUGUAAUAUAGGCCGGUAUGGAAGAAUUCUCCUUGGGGAAAUAUGGCCAUCCCUUUUCUCCGGUCCCCGUACAAUUUCAGUGCACAAAAAUGGAAUUAGAACCUUAUGAGUGUAUGUGAGAAUCACAGAACAUCACAGCUUGAGGUCACACUUCUGGGUUUUUCCCCCCCCCUCUUCAAAUGAAAACCCUCAGUAACACAGACCUCCACCCACCCACCCACCUCCCCAGCUGGAAAUCAGAAGUGACUCAGUUGCCUUCUCAAGAUCUUUUUAUUCCUACAAGGAAAUAUGUCACACACACACACACACACACACACACACACACACACACACACACACAAACCUGUAUUUGUCGUUGUCUCGAUAAGAACUGAAUAAGCUGCAGAAUUAGUUAAUAACCAAAUUUAAACUUGAAAUCAAGAUAGUAACUGAAUCCAUCUCAGGAACUUUGAGGCGGGUCUCGUUCAGAGCCUGCACUUAAUAAGCCUCCCCUGGUUGACCUUGAGAGGAUUCAAGCAGCAGAGGCUCCAGGAAUUGACCCCGCCUUCCACGUUCUUUUGAACAUUUAGAAACUGGAGUGUCUGGUUGGGGUAAGAGUGGAGGAGGUCUUGCAAACUUGUAUAGUAUGUAAUGUUGCAUGUAUGUAUAUAUGUAUGUAUAUAGUUGUUGAAUGAAUAAAAUAUAUCUUUCAUCACGCUGCAG